UUUACUUCAUCCGUAGCAGCUCGAUCAAGCUGCGUACCUCAUCUUGAUUUGAGAGGACCGUCACAGCUGUUGAUUAUGCAGUUUCUUUCUUGCAGUUAUUAUGCAUGACCACGAGCAACCAUGUGAAAUGAGUGUUGAACUGGGUGGUAUUUAUGAUCUUCUUCUUUUUAUCCUCUUAAUGCUAUAUGGAACUUUGUAUUUUAUUUUAUUUUGGCUUUACCUUCGUUCUACCUUCUGUGUUUAUUAUGUACCAUUGGCUUACUUCCGUGCCAUUAUUACUCAAUUAGCGCUUUGGCUUCCUCAGCGUCUUCUGCUCUUUGCUAUUAUUAUCCAUUUCUUCCUCCUGUUUUCUCUUUUGCUCGGUUUUUUUAGAUAGCAUAUGUGUUGUCUGAGGGGUUUCGAUUAUAGCAAUAUAGCAAGCAAUUUUGUUCCACUUUCAUUGAUGUGAGAUCUAUCAUCGUAUCAGCCCACUAAAUGGGAACAUAUGCAUAUCCCCCCUCCCGUCCCCCUUCUUAGAGAAGAGAUCA
Messenger RNA from Aspergillus caelatus, 527 nucleotides. RefSeq lists its product as uncharacterized. The record is from RefSeq and is a predicted model, not a curated record. Lineage: Eukaryota; Fungi; Ascomycota; Eurotiomycetes; Eurotiales; Aspergillaceae. Bases 101 to 376 code for a protein of 91 amino acids. The transcript has a single exon.